AUGGUUCCAAAUUCUCUGCGCGACAAAGUCCUGCACCUCAUUCAAUCCUGUGGUCCAGACACGACGGCGGAUUUCCCCGCUCUACUGGAACUGCAGGGACUUCUGGAGAGCGGUAUUAGACUGGACGAAGAAGACACACGAAGUGGGAAUGAACUAGAAAACGAUUAUCUGCCAACUCUAAUACACCAUGCUGCCAAGACGGGAAGCGCCGAGCUGAUGAAGAAGCUUGCUCAGACUCAAUCCUUAGACUGCAAGACAAGGUCGGGUCUGACGGCUCUUCACGUUGCCGCAGCAGGACUCCACCGUGACCUCGUUCAGUUCCUCGCCGGCCAAAUUGAUCGUCGCGCAGCCACCACGAACCUUCACCCGCGGCAGGCCGAGCGUGGGUGGACAGCCUUGCAUUAUGCCGCAGCGGCCAUAGGGCUUGAUGGAUCCUUUGCUGGCCAGAAAGCCGUCAUACAGCUGCUGCUGGAUGCCCCUGACCGCACCAGCAGCCAAGGCGAGAAGCAAGACCUUCGUCAUGUCAGAGACUCGAGUGGAAAGCUAGCACAGCACAUCUUUCGGCUGCACCACCUGAGUGGCAUUAAUAGCGCCAGUAUCGGGGGAGAAAAUGCCGAUCUAGCCUAUGUAGAGACGCAGCACUUGUUGUCACCUCCAUUGCCGCGCAUACCGGCAGAGCUGGACGACCUGAUGGCGUUUAGGCUCCUGACGGAUGAAGAGCUUGAUGUAUGCAUAGAAACACCGCUUCGUGUUCGCGAAUGUUUUCUGAGCAAUUUAGACGACGAAAAGUGGGCGACCUGGAAGAGCUUCCAUGAGACUGGGCUCUGCGUCGCCGAUGUCGCGUACGGCAAAGGAUUGGACUACCUGGAUCGCCCUCUGAGGCAUAAGCGCUCCGUACCAUUUCCAUUUUGGCGUCAGUCCAGGUGGAUGCACCUGCCAAUAUGCAACAAAGUGUGGUUACAAGACAUGAUCCGGGCUUGUUUCGUGCAGCGCCGGGCAAAGCUUACAAAUGCGUCGACGGACAUUGACAGCUUGAGGAUGGAGCAUGCCCAGCUUCAAGAUGAGGUAGAGCACUCGCUGUCUGGACGCAUGGUACCGAAGCUUGUCGUGCCCUCCAGGAUAAAGUCGGAUCAGCCGCAACCGAAGAGCGGGAUGUUUUUCAAGGUGCCCUACUUGACGGCCUGCCCUGUCCUCCACUACAAGAAGAUGAGCGAAAUGCUAGAAAAGUGCGCCAAUUCCAAGGUUGCUGAUCCCACAACACCAGAGCAGAUGGACUACGACGUCGCCAUGCGCCUGAUACAGACCUAUGGUGAUGGUCCGGACAUAUUACACAUGCCGAAAUUGCUAGAAAGCUAUGGCCGUAUUGCAGGCUUGUCGCAGGACAACAAGGCACGCCAUUGUAAGCAAGUCUCCUAUCAGCUACAAGGAGCUGCAAAGGGCGCUACCAAAGGCGAGGACAAGCUUGUGUGCAUUGUGAGCCAACUCUGGCUAUGCUUGGUCGAUGUCAGUGAAGACGAUAGAUGUAUCACUCUGAUCACCCUAUCACCCGACAUAGAACCGUUAUCUACAGCCUUCGACUUGGGCCACGAGCUUCAUCACUACAGCGGCGCGGACAGCAAUAUGACUCAAUGGAUAAUGAAGGUGCGGGAAACUGCCAAGAUCAUCCCCUUCAUCAUCGGGAUGACGGCAAGGAGUAGCCUGGGGCACACAGUGGAAACCCAAGAAGGAGCAGUAAAGCAUGGUGUGCUGCAAAUAUACACGAUGGCGGUGAACAAUGCUGCGUUAUGUGAGCGCAAGCUUGUUGAAAGAUUCUGGAAACGUGUCAAAAAAGAGGCCAAAGGCGAGGCUGAUUCCCUCAAGAUCACCAUCCAGGAGGAGAUACGUCUGAUACGUGAAACCAAGAAAAUCAUCAACGAGCUUGAAGUUGUCAAGCGCGUACUGGACGAUCAACUCCAAGUCAUUAUUCAAGCAUCUCAUAGAGUCAGACUGGAAGACGAAUUGCAGGGGGAGGUGAUUAGAAUGAGUAUGGUUGAGAUCAAUUCACGCCGCGUUGAUGACCUGCUCAAGAGUGCUGACGAAGUCACCAAGAAUGUGUAUAAUCUACUCGAUCUCAAACAAAAGGGCGCCAACCUGGCCGAGGCACAGUGGUCACGCGAACAGGCAGAGGAAACCGCGAGACAGGGGAACAUCAUUAUGGUUUUCACCAUAGUUACUAUAAUCUUCCUUCCCAUGUCCUUUCUCUCAUCGUUUUUCGCUUUGGAAAUCAUCGAGUUCCCAAGGGACGAUGAGAAAGAGCUCCGUCUUGGUCUCAAAUGGACGCUCAUGUACAUACUCACCAUCACGGCUGCCAUCGCAGUGCCGCUCGUGCUCGUAGCGUUCAACAUAAAUAGGGUAAGCGGUCUUUGGAAACACUGCAUAGGAUUAGUAUCUGGGAAUCAGAACGAGAGGCACAGCAAGGCGAUACCGAAAGGUGUUAAUCGUGCACACAGAGGAGUCAAGGAUGCCGGUCAGGGAGAAGAAAUCGGUGCGACCAGACUGCAGCCAGCGGCGUCAAGUCCAGAAGAUACUACCGUCUUAGGCAGGAAGAAGCCAAUGGUCCGUCUUAUAGGCAACCGUUUCGGAAGAAGAGCAAAGGAGCAGCAAGCGGACGAAGCGGUUGUAUAAGGCAAUAAUGACGCUAGAUGGAACAUGUUGACUUUGAAGAUCCUGAGUCAAGGCAACCCAUAAGAGCAUCGUACACUAUUAAAUUGUUUGGCGGGUGCAAUGAGAAGUAACUGGGUUUUUAUCUCAAUCCUAAACUAAGAGAACGCCCCCAUAUGCCCUGCGUAACUGUGUACCAUUAAAGUUGAAAGAAAAAAGGCAAUUGAGGUUGGCAGGCAACAACUAGAACUAGCUCUAGAACUAACAUGGAACCUAUC
Messenger RNA from Pyricularia oryzae 70-15, 2918 nucleotides. RefSeq lists its product as uncharacterized. Lineage: Eukaryota; Fungi; Ascomycota; Sordariomycetes; Magnaporthales; Pyriculariaceae. Gene Ontology annotation, molecular function: protein binding. The coding region runs from base 1 to 2664 and encodes 887 amino acids. The transcript has 6 exons. The record is from RefSeq and is a predicted model, not a curated record.